AUGGAGGACACAAUGCUACUGAAGACCGAAGGUGUUCAGAAGACAAUUCUUUAUGGAGGAAUAGGUGAAAUUCCUAGAUUCCUUACUGGAUCAAGAGUGACAUUCCAUUUCCGUACCAUGAAGUGUGAUGAAGAUCGUACUGAGAUUGACGACAGCAAGAAGGUUGGCAAGCCUAUGGAAAUAAUUAUAGGAAACAUGUUUAAACUGGAGAUUUGGGAAAUUUUACUGAAAUCCAUGAGAAUUGGGGAAGUGGCAGAAUUUCGCUGCGAUGUCAUUCACACAGGACUGUACCCAAUUGUUUCGAAGAGCCUGCGACUGAUUGCAGAGGGGAAAGACCCAACAGAAUGGCACAUUCAUACCUGUGGACUGGCAAACAUGUUUGCAUAUCACAGUCUAGGGUAUGAUGACUUAGAUGAACUGCAGAAAGAGCCUCAGCCUCUUAUCUUCAUUAUGGAACUUCUAAAGGUGGAACAGCCAAGUGCAUACAAAAGAGAAACAUGGGCCAUGGAUGAUGCAGAGAAAAUGAAAGCUGUUCCAAUUUUACAUGGUGAAGGGAACCGGCUCUUUAAACUGAAACGGUAUGAGGAUGCAAUAGCAAAAUACAGAGAGGCAGUCAUAUGUCUUAAGAACUUACAAAUAAAGGAGAAGGCAUGGGAGGCUCCUUGGUUAAAACUAGAGAAGCUGAUUUGUACUCUUGUCCUAAACUACUGUCAGUGUUUACUGCAGAUGAAGGAGUAUUACGAAGUGCUGGAGCAAACCACAGACUUAAUUACCCAUCACCCAGGACUUGUAAAAGCAUAUUAUCUGAGAGCCAGAGCUCACAUGGAAGUUUGGAAUGAAGCUGAAGCAAAAGCAGAUUUUCAGAAAGUCUUGGAGUUGGAUCCUGGUAUGAAAAAGAUUAUUACAAAAGAACUGCGGACUUUGGAUUGUAGCAUGCAAGAAAAGAAUGAAGAGGAAAAACAAAAAUAUAAAAACAUGUUCAGCUACUCAUAA
Molecule: messenger RNA, 993 nt
Organism: Protopterus annectens (West African lungfish)
Lineage: Eukaryota; Metazoa; Chordata; Ceratodontiformes; Protopteridae
Gene: AIPL1
Product: aryl hydrocarbon receptor interacting protein like 1
Exons: 6
Coding region: 1-993 (330 amino acids)
Molecular function (GO): protein binding; peptidyl-prolyl cis-trans isomerase activity
Source: RefSeq, a predicted model, not a curated record